AUGGAGGCAAACAAAUCAUUUUUACAUCUCCCAAAAUGCUCAAAUUAUGCUCAAGUCUUCAACAUUGAACGAGGGAGUCAUGAGAACAGUAGGAUCUCUAAGAAGAGAAAACCAAAUCCAGAUUACGCUCAAGUCUCCAACAUUGAAGGGGUGAGCCAUGAGAACGCUCAAGUCUUCAACAUUGAAGGAGGGAGUCAUGAGAAUAGUAGUGAUGAUGACGAGUACGUCAAAUUACUCGAACAAUAUGGACAUAUGAUAGGCCCUCCCGAUGGUGAUGAUUCUGGUGAUUCUUCUCGUGGCGGUGAUGAUUCUCCUGGCGAUGAUGAUUCGAGGGACAUCAUAAUCCCUGAAGGAAGUUCAAAACAGUACAAAUCACUACAAUUGGAGAAUGGAUUAGAAGUUAUCCUUGUGUUUGAUCCUGGAUUAGGCACCAGAGCUGUUGCUGCUAUGAUCAUAAGGGUGGACUCUUUGUUUGACCAUGUGGAAGUUCUUGGAUUAGCACAUCUGUUCGAACACCUCGUCUUCAGAGGCACAAAUCUCUUUCUUGGAGAAAAAGAGUUUGAAAUUUUUUUGAGUGAGCAUGGAGGCAUGACAAACGGGUUCACAGAGUUAGAGCACACUUGUUUCACGAUGGAAGUGCAACAAAAAUAUUUGAAAGGUGCUUUGGAAAGGUUUUCUAUGCUUUUUAUUGCACAUUUGUUGCACUCUAAGUCUGUGAAAAACGAAAUCAAUGCCAUUGAUGCAGAGUUUAAGUUCCAUAUGCAAGAUGAUAAUUAUGGCCUUGCUCAACUCAAAGGACAUAGUGUAAAGGAUCUUUAUCCUAUUUCUUCAAGAAUCAAGGUAGGUUGGAUAAGUUCUUUGUCUGCAACUUUUCAUGGAGACCAAUUUGAUGCCACUUCAUCCGGCCGUGCUUUUUCCAUCACCAUAGAGCUUACUAAAUCCGGUUUAGAAAAGUACAACCUCAGCUUCUUUCAUCUGAUUCUGUCUACAAAACCCAUCAUAUACUAUCCGGCCAAGAGAGACACAAAGUUUACAGUAACAGAUGAUCUGAUUAUUACACCAAUGAACUCCAGCUCAGCCUUUUGCUUGCUGAAGAAGUUGCAGAAUCAAGCAGAGGAUCUUGAGGUGCAAGAAAUAAGAAUCACCAAAACAGAGGCUGCAAGUUUGUUGAGAGCUUCCUUGGUGACAUCAUCUGCAUUGAACACUGCUUUGUGGAACUUGAUCGCGAAGAAUCCAAAGGAGGAAACUUGA
Messenger RNA from Arabis nemorensis, 1251 nucleotides. The record is from the annotation of a GenBank genome assembly. Lineage: Eukaryota; Viridiplantae; Streptophyta; Magnoliopsida; Brassicales; Brassicaceae.